GCACUUUAACAGCACGAGCUAACGACAAACUUCCUCAUCUACGGUACCUUUACACGAUAUAGCAUUGAAGAAAUGGCGGAUAUAAGGCGUGUACUUGUAAUUUACGUUGGCGGAACCAUUGGAAUGAAGAAAAAAAAUGGUGUGUAUGUUCCUGAGCAGAACUACAUGGUAGCGGAAAUCAGAAGAAAUCCUACAUUGCACGACGAGAGUUACGCAAAAAAGACGAGCCUUGAUAAAAACACUCUUGCAUUACCAGAGUCAAACGGUAUACGCGUCGUAUACACUAUCAAAGAAGAUAAGGAGCUCAAGGAUUCCAGCAACGUCAACGUUCAGGACUGGAUCGACAUGGCCACGGAUAUCAAGACAGACUAUGAUAAUUAUAUUGGUUUCGUCAUCAUACAUGGAACAGACACCAUGGCAUACACCGCUUCAUCGCUUUCCUUCAUGAUUGAGAAUCUGCACAAACCAGUCAUCAUCACUGGCUCUCAAAUCCCUCUUGCUGAGCAGCGCAGCGAUGGCUGGAGUAAUCUUCAUGGUGCGAUCUACAUUGCUGGCCACUACAAGAUCCCUGAGGUAGGAUUGUUCUUCAACAAUAAGCUCUUCCGUGGAAACAGGUGCUCCAAGAAGUCCAGUGAAAGUUUUGAUGCUUUCAUCUCACCUAAUUUCCCUCCACUUCUUACCAUGGCUGUGGAAGUAGAUGUCAGAACUGACCUCUUCUGGGAGAUGGGAGAUGGAAAUGAGUUCAUAUUUAACUCUCAUAUGAAUCGAAAUGUUGCCAUAUUUCGUGUAUUUCCAAGCAUAACUGAAAAAACGCUUCAAUCAUUCUUACAAGCACCAAUGGAAGGAGUUGUAUUACAAACAUAUGGGGUCGGCAACUUUCCUGACAAUCGACCCGAAUUGAGGGAAAUUCUCCAAAGAGCCCGACAAAGGGGUGUUAUCCUGUUGAACUGCACCCAGUGUCCCGAAGGCGGAUUGUCUGAUUCUUAUGCCACGGGAAAGGUACUGACUGAUGCAGGUGUCAUUCUUGGCGAUGACAUCACACCCGAAGCUGCACUCAGCAAACUCGGUUACGUUCUCGGGAAAACGAGCAAUCGAGAGGAAAGACUCCAAAAACUCGAAGAAAAUUUACGUGGGGAAAUAACCCAAAGACGAAUUGACCGGCAUGACUAACAAGAUGUGAAAAAGUCAUGGACAAUAUUAAUAGAAGCUUUAUACAUACAAUGAAUACUGUUUAAAUGAUCAUUCAGGGGUCGCAGAACAGUUUUUUUUUUUGUUAUUGAAAGAUCUUUGAAAUGCUUUGAAAAGACAUUUCUCAAGAAAAUCUGCGUAACAUUAAUUAAACAUUAUUCCCCCUUAUGUUAGACAUUAAAUAAACGUCAUUAUGAUAUCAAACAUAUGUUUUGAUGGCCUGACAAGAAAACAUUUAAAAGACAUUUUUCAAAAAUGUUAUUAAAACAUCUUAUCAAAAUGUCCAAUCCUAAUAAAAUGACUUGAAAAAAACAUAUCUCAUAAAUAAUAUUUAUGUUAAUAAUCAAAUAUGUUUCAAGGAAGGCCAUCGAACAUCAAAUCACAUAUUUACAUUAAAGACAGUCUUAGACAAAUACGUGAGAACGCAUAAGAUGGAAAGUGUAAUAUAUAUUUGUGUUUUGUCGAUCUGCGAAAAGCAUUUGACAGUAUAUGGAAGAAUGGUCUGUUCUUAUAAAAUGUUGAAAUAUGGUAUAGGAGGCAAUUUUUAUGAGAUUGUAACUUAUAUGUAUAACAAGUGGAAUGCCUCUGGCCGUCUCACCUGCAUCACGCGAUUCAAUAUAGCAGCAGUGCUGAUUUUGAAAACUACUAUAACUCGCACAAGAUGUUCAGUGAUACUUGGUUACUCUUAUUUCCACGUUUUAUGAACUAGACCAAUACACUUACAUGUAUAGAGAUAUGAUGGCAAUUCAACAAAUACCCCCAACGUGGCCAAAGUUCUUUGACCUUACAUGACCUUUGACCUUGAUCAUGUGACCUGAAACUCGCACAGGAUGUUCAGUGAUACUUGAUUACUAUUAUGUCCAAGUUUUAUGAACUAGACCAACACACUUUCAAAUUUAUGGCUGUAAUUCAACAAAUACCCCAAUUUGGCCAAAGUUCAUUGACCCUAAAUGACCUUUGACCUUGAUCAUGUGACCUGAAACUUGCACAGGAUGUUCAGUAAUACUUGAUUACUAUUAUGUCCAAGUUUCAUGAAUCAGAUCCAUAAACUUUCAAAGUUAUGAUGGUAAUUCAACAGAUACCCCCAAUUCGGCCAAAGUUCAUUGACCCUAAAUGACCUUUGACCUUGGUCAUGUGACGUGAAACUCAUGCAGGAUGUUCAGUGAUACUUGAUUAACCUUAUGUAUAAGUUUCAUGAACUAGGUCCAUAUAUUUUCUAAGUUAUGAUGACAUUUCAAAAACUUAACCUUAGGUUAAGAUUUUGAUGUUGAUUCCCCCAACAUGGUCUAAGUUCAUUGACCCUAAAUGACCUUUGACCUUGGUCAUGUGACAUUUGAAACUCAGGCAGGAUGUUUAGUAAUACUUGAUUAACCUUAUGGCCAAGUUUCAUGAACUAGGUCCAUAUACUUUCUAAGUUAUGCUGUCAUUUCAAAAACUUAACCUCAGGUUAAGAUUUGGUGUUGACGCCGCCGCCGCCGUCGCCGCCGCCGUCGCCGCCGCCGCCGCCGUCGGAAAAGCGGCGCCUAUAGUCUCACUCUGCUAUGCAGGUGAGACAAAAACUAAAGUUGAGUGUAAAGCUGUAUAAAGGGAUUACUGAGAGUUUUGGACGCAAUUGUGGUGUAAAACAAGGAUGUACAUCAAGUCUCACCCUUUUAAACCUCUAUCUAAAUGACUUGCCUCAACUGAUCCAGUUGAGUUGAAUAGAAAGUUAGUCAACUGUUUAAUGUAUGCAGAUGACAUUGUAUUGGUAUCAAAAUCAAGGAGUGGAAUGCAAACAUUGUUAAAUAGACAUGUAUUUGCUGUGAUAAAUGGAUGUUGAAUGUUGAUACUGACAAAACAAAAAUGAUUUGUAACAAGAAUGGAAAAAAUUUGAAAGAUCAGGCUUUCGAGGUAAAUGGACAAAGCAUUGAGGCUGUUAGGUUUGGUUUUCAAUAACUGCGGUUCAUUCAAAGAUACAAGAGUUGAUUUGGCAGAUAAAAUCAAGAGAGUAUUAUUCAAAUUAUUUCAAUCCUUCUGUUAGAAUCUUCCAAAUAUAAAAACCGCAUCACGAAUAUUUGACUCUUUAAUAAAGCCAAUACUCCUAUAUGGUUCGGAGGUAUGGGGCGCUUUUACCGUCAACUUUGAAAAGUUAGCGGAGCUUGUAAAUGGUAAUUCAAAGUUGUAUUUGAGAAAUGAAAUUCAGAGUGUCCAGUUUCAAUGGUUGAGAAAUGUCUUAGGAAUUUACAAAAGAAGCAGCCACUUAGCAAUACUUGCAAUACUUACCGUCAACUUUGAAAAGUUAGCGGAGCUUGUAUAUGGUCAUUCAAAGUUGUAUUUGAGAAAUGAAAUUCAGAGUGUCCAGUUUCAAUGGUUGAGAAAUGUCUUAGGAAUUUACAAAAGAAGCAGCCACUUAGCAAUACUUGCAGAAGUUUGAAUGUAUCCAUUGAUAACACAAAUUAGCGGAAACUUGAGAAAAUAUUAUCACCGAAUGAGAAGUAUAGAUGAAGAUUCUUUGCUACAUCUGAAGAAACAAAAAGAUAAUUGAGAAUAAUUGCGAAUGCUGGCUAGGAAAUCUGCAACACCUUCUUAAGGGAUUUUACAUAUAUUUGGAUGUGAAAAAGAAUUGUUUAGAACUAGGUGAUAAAGUCGAUAGUGAUAGAGUAGUUACUGUAG
Molecule: messenger RNA, 3840 nt
Organism: Lytechinus pictus (painted urchin)
Lineage: Eukaryota; Metazoa; Echinodermata; Echinoidea; Temnopleuroida; Toxopneustidae
Product: L-asparaginase-like
Exons: 7
Coding region: 73-1170 (365 amino acids)
Molecular function (GO): asparaginase activity
Source: RefSeq, a predicted model, not a curated record